Molecule: messenger RNA, 2484 nt
Organism: Fonticula alba
Lineage: Eukaryota; Rotosphaerida; Fonticulaceae
Exons: 8
Coding region: 91-2484 (797 amino acids)
Biological process (GO): rRNA catabolic process; nuclear mRNA surveillance; poly(A)-dependent snoRNA 3'-end processing
Cellular component (GO): cytoplasmic exosome (RNase complex); nucleolus; nuclear exosome (RNase complex)
Source: RefSeq, a predicted model, not a curated record
UCUCUCUCUCUCUCUCUCUCUCUCCCUCCCUCUCUCCCUCCCUGCCCCCGUCCGCCCCACGCCUACUUCUCCCAGGAGGCAGCCCGUACGAUGGCCUUUCUCGAUGCCGGCGCAAGGCCGCCUGGCGUCACGAGCGCCAUGUUGCACCGGGUAACCGUGUCGUCGGAGCCACUGGCCAAGCUCGGACUCCUGCCCACCUGGGCGUCGCUGCGCAUGCCCGACGAAGAGACGGCCAAGCCGCGGUCCCUGAGGCGCUUCGCCUUCGCCAGCCGCCCCACCUACGAGUUCACCUGCACCCCGGAGUUGGGUCUGAUCCAGGUCCGGGCCAAUUCGCUACUUCCUUUUACCGAGGCCGACAUCCAGGUCUUGGUGUAUGGCCGCCAGCUGGCGGUGACUGUCACCGGGAAACCGAUCAUCUUCGGCACGCUUUUCAGUCGCAUCAAGGCCGGCGCCUGCCGGUGGUCCGUGUCCUCGGGCGGUCUGUUGUCAAGCUUCUACUUGGAGCUGAUCACCGAGGGCUCGGCCGACUGGCCGGUCCUCCUGAUCCCAGGCCGGGCUAAUGCCCUCGACCCACACUCGCGGUACCUCCAUGCCAAACGUCGGGGCCCCAAGGCCGGGCGCAGGUCCAUGCAUCUGGCCGCCAUGCAGGGCCACAUUUGGGCCCUGGACAUUGUGCUCCGGAGAGACCUCACCAAAAGCAGCGACCACAUGUCGGCGACCGAAUUUCAGGACUUCCUGGCCCUACUGGAUGUGGCCGCCGACAGUGGUAGCCUGGUGGCGUGCCUGACCUUGGGACUGCUCCACCUCCAAGGGCACCCCCACCUGCCGGCGAGCCCGGCCCGGGCCCUGCCCUUCCUCGAGGCAUGCACCCGACAGGGCGAAACCGGCGAGGCCGAAGCCGGGCCCCUGUCGCCAGUACUCCGCAUGGCCAGUGAACACCGGCGCUUUCUGGCUCUCGCACAUAUCCUGACCGGCGCCAUCUACGAGGCCGGGGUCGAUGGGCUUGAGCGCGAUGUUGGCCAAGCCCGUGCCCACUUCCUGGCGGCCACGGUCUCCAAGCCCAUCGCGAGUCAAAUGCGCAACACAUGCUUCCAUAUGGUCGCCCACCUGGCGGAUUCUCCCACACGGGAGGAGGAUCUUCAGGCUUGGCGCGAAGAUCCUUUGGCGGGUGGUCAGGCGGUGGUCUUCGAAUCGCCCAUGCCAAUCGGCGCCCCGCUGGCCCUGGCGUGCCUCCUCCUGCCGGCGCCCGAGCGACUGAUGGUUGCUUUGAAGGACACGGUCUUGGCCCGGGUGUCGGCUGCGGCUGCCGACCACCCGGCCGGCCUGCUUCCUCGGCUGUCGCCGGAAACCCUGGACCAAGCCAGCCAGCUACUGGCUCGGUCUGUGUAUCGUAGCCCGGCGGGGGCCCCUCCGGCCGGGGAUCUGCUCUCCUCGAUGGGGCCGACAGCCCCUCCUGCUCGGUCCCCGUGGCUGGCUGGCGGAGCCAUCUUGGGGGCGGUUGUGGCCCCGACCCCGUCGGACCCGCUGGCCGCCCUAUCCCUCCUGUAUGGUGGUGAUGCCUCCUUCCGUAAGAAGCGCCCCGCCAUCAUGGCCGAGUUCGCUCCACUGUCCAAGUAUGACGGUUCGGCUACCUAUUCCUGCGCCGGCACCACGGUCACCGUGGCCAUCUCCGGCCCGGUGGAGGCCAAGAGCAACCUUCCCGGGCAAGGGCUGAUUGAGCUGGGUGCUGGCGGCCCCGGCGGCGGUCCAAUGAUGCUGGACAUCAGCGUGCGCGACUCGCUCAGCAACUCCUCCCCCGCCGAUAAGAUGCUUGAGGAUAUCAUUCGCCGGUCGGUGGGCCCGGUUCUCCUGUCGACCGGUGUGAACCAGAUGCUGCAAGUGACUGUGCACGUGGUGAGCAUCGGUCCCAAGGUGUAUCCCGCUGCCGCUGGUGAUGGGCCCGCGGCGCGGACCAUCAGCGCCGGAUCGACGGCCGGCCUGGCCCAAGCGGACCAUGCCGCGCAGGUGAGCGCGCCGGUUCCGCUGUCCGUCAUCGCGGCUGCUGUGAAUGCCGUCUUCCUGGCGGCCCUGGAUGCCGGCCUGCCGAUGCGCAGCUCGCUGGCUGCCUGCUCGGUGUCUAUGAUCCCCGGACUGGGCUGGAUUGCCGAUGAGGCGCUGGGCCAGUCGGUCCUCGGGGCGUCCGACCUGGAUGCCGACGCCGAGGCCGCAUCGGACUUCCUCUUCGUCUUUACCUGUCGCGAUGGGCACAUCGAUCCGGACCAGGCGGGGCCGCUUCUGGUCGAGGCGCUGGCUUUCUCGCCCUCGUUCACCGCCGCGACAGCUGGGUUCUCCACCGAGUCGUACCGGACUGCCCAUGAGCUGGCGAAGGCGCGCUGCCACGAGACCCACUCGCUGGUCCGGCAGGCUUUGGCCCAGCGCCUGGCCAGCACCGACAACGUCCUGUCCGAGGCCCUUGCUGCGGCCAGUGUCCGUGACAGCAAGUAG